GUUUUGUUUCGAAAAUAUCUAAACACAAUAUUUAGUCUCUCUUUAUAGAUAAAAGGAGAAAAUGGAUUUGGAAAAUCGGUUGAAGGAAGAGGUUAUUGCUAUGGAACAGACUAUUCGUGCAUUAAAUAAAACUCAAACAGAAAUUUUGUAUCGUAUGACAUCGAAUCGUGAGGCUUGGUCGUCAAAUACAGCUGCUGCUUCGAAUAAAAUUCAACAGCUUGCAAAAUAUGUGCAAAAAGUAGAAACACAAAUUCUGCAAGAUACGAACAAGUUAGACAAAGUAACCAAUCAGAUCGCCACUUUGUUGAAGAAAAGCGAUAAAGUAAAUGUACUUGUAGACUCUAUAAGAAGUAAUGCUACUUUUGAAGGAGUUGUUGGUGAAAAUUAUAAUACCGUUUCAACCGCAUCACCAACUGAUAUUACAAGCCAAAAAUACACAUUAGUUAAUAAAGAAAACAAGGAAUCAAGGAUAAGUGUUAUGGAUAAAAUACUAUCAUUACCAAGUGAAUCACCAGUCGAAGAAAAUAAUGAAUACAUGGCAGGCGAUGAAUGUUUUGGUAGUAAUACAUUUGAGAGGCGUAUUGAAAAUGACAUCACCAAUUGUGGGAAUGACAAAACAAAUAAAGUAAUAAAACAUCGUGUCUCUAGCAUUGUUCUUGAAGAAACUCUUCAUGUUCGAAUCGAUAACAAUUCACUCAAAACUGUGGAAAGUAGAAAUUAUAAAACAAAUAUGACCAAAGCUUCAAUAUCUGAUUUUGAAAAUCUGCAUAAAAAAGAUAGUAAAGAAAAUAUUCAAAGGGAUACAUCCAUUGAAAAUGACAACCAAAUAAAAAGGCUUUCAACUGAAAGUUCAUCUUAUAAUGAUAAUAGCGAAAAGCAGAGCAAACAAAUAAUUCAAACCAAGACUAAAAUAAUGGAAAACGGGUAUAAAAGUAAAUCUAUGGAAAUACAACAUGACAACCGUGUACGUUAUCAUAGUAAACAUGAAUGUUUCGAAGGAACAACUAUUAAUAACAUUCUAAAUAUGGACCUUGAGAGAGAAGAAUUCAUUCCGCCAAAUAUUAAACCAGAAGAAACGUUACUUUUCACACAAGAAAGGUUCAAAACACCAAGACGUCGGAGAAGAAGAUCGCUAGAGGAAGACAGUUGUGUUUGUGGACUUCUUGAUGUUGAUCAACCAAGAACAGUCCGAGAAUGGCUACAUUAUACCAAUCAGAUGAGAGCCCAUGCUUCAGCAAGAGUGAUAUCAGGAGUAGUAAAACUUGGAAGAUCGCAAGAUGUUAUUCUUGUGUUAGAUACUUCGGAACGUAUGACAGGAUAUUUCCAAAGAUUGAAAUCGGCCGCAUUACAAUACGUGUAUGGCAUCAAACAACAAUGCGACUGUACAGAAAUGGAUAAUGGAAUCGGUCUUGCAACUUUUGGAAGGCAAACUAGGCUUAUUCAAGAAGCAACUAAUGAUUAUAACUCGAUUAUAGAAUUAAUAGGAAAACUAACACCAGAUGGGGAUGCUCCUCUCAUUGGAGGACUUCUUAUGGGUUUUGCAGGUGUAGUAUCAUGUAGAUUAGGCUACUCUCAUGAUAUAGCAAUACAGGCGCAUAUGAUUGUUUUCACGGAUGGAUCUUCAGCACAAGAUAUGCCCUCAGAAGAUGAUAAUGAUGACAAUACGUUUUCUUUCCAAACUUUACGAGUAAAACCGGAUAUCAAUGGUGUAAUGGAUAUUAUAGCUUCCACUACUACAAAGAUAUUCUAUGUACCUGUCGGAGGAAACCAACGUAACAUCAUUUUGGAACAGGCUAUGAGGAAAACAAAAGGAAAAAUUAUUCAAGACAGUGAAAUUGGUAGAUUGACCAUGAUGAGCCAAGUUAUGCUACUGGCAAUAAGCAUAGCAUCAGAAAUUAGAUAUUCAAAAGAUCAAAGCAAAGAAGUUAUCAAGAGGAAAAUGGCAGAAAGAUCAAAUUAUAAUGAUAUACAUGAUGACUGUCUAGAUAUGGUUCAAGAUUUUAUCAACCCAUUAAGGUUUGAAACCAUGCGAGGGAAUUAUGUGGAAUUAAAUUGUAAUACACUUCAACUAGGAGAUAGAGUAAGACGUGGUCCUGAUUGGGCUUAUGAUGAUCAAGAUUUGGGUCUUCCAGGAACUGUUGUUGGACAAGAUCGAAACGACUGGAUUUGGGUAGAAUGGGACCAUGGACACAGGCUAACAUAUCUAUAUGAUGAGCAAAUGGAUAGAUAUCAAGUCCGAAAAGUAGAUGAAGCAAGAAUACUUGUCAAUGAGAUGAUAGCAGUCGGUUGUAGAGUUGUUAGAGGUCAAGAUUGGGAGUAUGAAGACUAUGACGGAGGUGAAGGUUCUUUGGGAACUGUACUUCAAGUGAAAGAUGAAGGCAAGGUUGUGGUCAGAUGGGACGGAGUGAAUACAGGCAUAUUCAGAAUUGGAUAUGAUGGCCUUUUUGAAGUGUGGUUGUGUGAUGACUUUGUGAACAAUGAGAGAACUGUUCGACACAUGAAGCCAAAUAAUCAUAGUCAUACUGGACAACAGAAUCACCACAAAUUGAACACCACAAAUGAGGAUGAUCCAUUGGACAAUGUUAUCCCUAUAUACUCCGAUACAUCAGUCAGUGCCAUUUGGGAGUACGAGAAGGGCUCACAGUGGAGACAAUACCCAUCCGGAAUAAAUACCAAAAUUGAAAAAGCUUACCAGAGGAAGCAAACAGGAACAUUUAUCUUUGAAAUGAAUCAUAUAACAUAUAUUAUCCAUUUUCAACGAAUGAUACAGGAAAACCCACAAAAUAAGACAGAAAUGCCAGUCAGAAGGAAAGAUUGAGGCUUCGCUGUACGAAUGCCAACAAACAUUUGUGUAACCAAGAGCAUGAAACAAAGCAUUGUUUAACACGAAAAUAGAUUUUAGACGUACCAAUAUAGUUUUAAUUAAAAACAUCUAAUAUAUG
Messenger RNA from Mytilus californianus (California mussel), 2942 nucleotides. RefSeq lists its product as uncharacterized. Bases 62 to 2818 code for a protein of 918 amino acids. The record is from RefSeq and is a predicted model, not a curated record. Lineage: Eukaryota; Metazoa; Mollusca; Bivalvia; Mytilida; Mytilidae. Gene Ontology annotation, biological process: protein ubiquitination. The transcript is spliced from 22 exons. Gene Ontology annotation, molecular function: metal ion binding; ubiquitin-protein transferase activity.